Molecule: messenger RNA, 5667 nt
Organism: Helicoverpa armigera (cotton bollworm)
Lineage: Eukaryota; Metazoa; Arthropoda; Insecta; Lepidoptera; Noctuidae
Gene: Eip93F
Product: Ecdysone-induced protein 93F
Exons: 7
Coding region: 1047-3212 (721 amino acids)
Biological process (GO): regulation of transcription by RNA polymerase II
Cellular component (GO): nucleus
Molecular function (GO): DNA binding
Source: RefSeq, a predicted model, not a curated record
UUUAUUGACGCCGCAUCCGUCUGAACUUGCCAGUUUAAGCCUCUGCGAAUGUCAUCUAGGCGCACUGACUCAGUACAAGUGCGCUAACACGGCUGUGUGCACACGCCGCGCACACAACAACACUACCACUCAAAUAAAAAAAAAAACGCUAAAAACACAUCAAAAGAUGACAGUUCAAAUUCAAAUUCCCUAUGUUCGAAUUUAGAAAUGUCCGCUCAACAGGCGCGGGAAAGAGACGAACAUAACUCUGAGCGUCUGCUUCGGUGACGUCGACGGCCGGUGCAUAGCGAAAUAUAAUGAAAAGUGGCAGUAAUUUCGUUGUGUUUACGCGCUGUGCUAGUUUAUUUGGUUAAUAGCGGUUUGUUUUUCUAAUCGGCUGCGUUUGGACCGGUGGCGCCCUCUCCGUGGCCCAUUCCCGCUCCAUAGAUACACAUGGUUGUAUUUCAUGGAGCUGUCAAAACAUUAGCGACCUCGUGGACUGUGAUUUUGACGAGACUACCCCUUUGGGGGACGGCGUGAUGUGUGAUAGUGCAACUAGUUUUUGGCGCGGAGAAACUGUGGCGGGCGUAACGCGGAAAAUUGAGCUAGCGGUGUUUUUUUCCUAACUUAACCUACGACAAUCUUCAGUUGCGCGCGAGCUGUCCCCGCACGCGCCUCGCGUAUCAUCCGACACGAAAAUCUACGAAAAUCCGCCGAAUGGACCCCGAGUCGGUGGCGAGCCCGCCGAAUUCACUUUCCGAACUCCAUGUGAGUGUGUUCAAAACGUUCCAUUUUCGAAUGCAGCGGAAUAGUCGCGACCGCGCGUUCGAUGACCUCAUAAAGUGAAACUAUUUUUUUCUUUCACUUCGCUCAAUUUUGUGAUGUAGCCAUAGUGCCUCUGUCGUACAAAACUUAUGGAAUAUUGUGAUGUCAAAGUGCAAACUUAGAUAAAACUAGGAUAUAGAGUGUUAGUGAACUAUUUAUUAAUGGAGAAACAAACGAGAACGAACAUUUUAUGUGCAUAUGGACAAAUACUGCAUGGACUUUAGGGUAGCAGCACCCUGGCCAUGGCGGAGUGCUCGUUCGCGCGGUGCCAGCAGGAACGUCGCGCCAUUCGCAAGGAGCUGCAGCGCUGGACCAAGAACAUGGUCUAUAUCCUCGGUCUAGAACGGGUGGCGGAGGAGUUGAUGGGUCGAAGAAAAUGGAAACUAUAUCAGGACGCGUUAAUUCCAAAACGGGGGGAGGCAGAGUUAUCCAGCGACGAGGAAUCGGUCCAGACAGACCCUCCACCGGCCUUGAAGAUCAAGACUAUAGAGCAGAUCAACGAGGACGACGCGAAGGAAGACAGGGUGGAGGAGAAGACUCCUCGAAGGCCGGAGACGAUCCUCGAGUCGCUGAUCAAGAGGCCGGCGACUCAGCCCAAGCUGGAGGUGUCAGAGGAACCUGCAGACUGGAAGCCACAGGACAAAUGCUACUUCUGUACGGAUGGUGAGCCUGGCGGGGGGGAGACCAGGCCCGCCGGUGCUAUGAGUCCCGCAUCGGAGUCGGACAGCAGUUCGGUGUCGGAGGCGAAGAGUCCUGCGUCUGCGCCGCCCCUGCUGCAGCAUCUGCUGCAACUGCAGGCGCAGAACCCGCAGACUAUAGCACAGUUUCAGCAGAUGCUGACGGCGUUGGCGGCGCUGGGCAGCGGACUGGUGCCGCCGCCGCCGCUCUCGCAACCCUGGAUGAUGCAGCGGCUCGUGCAUAGGCAGACCGAUAGGCUACCCGAGGUCGGAGAGAAGGCGCCGGCGUCUUCAUCACCCAACCUUGCGGAGCAGCCCCUCGACCUGAGCGCCAAGUCCACCUCCAGCACCAGUGGUACUCCGCCUCCUGAUGCCAAGUUACUGGAUAACAGAUUGAAGCGAGCUGUGCUCGAGGGCGCCGGCAACAGCGGGCGGCGCGCCUACACCGAGGAGGAGCUGCAGGCGGCGGUGCGCGACAUCCAGGCUGGCCGGCUCGGCACGCGCCGCGCCGCGCUCGUCUACGGCAUCCCGCGCUCCACGCUGCGCAACAAGCUCAACAAGUUCGGCACCCCGCUCGACCAUCCCGACUCCGACAACGACAGCGAUGCCGACCGCCCCGACUCGCCCCCCUCCGUCAUCCUCAAGAUACCGACCUUCCCCCCGCCCGAUGACAAGAGCCCCUCCCCCGCAGGACAAGUGCAAGCCCCCAUCGCGCCGAUAACGCCACUGAUCCCCACGUCACCGGCCAUCAAGGCACCCUCACAGCUGCUGCUCCCGCCCUCCGUGUUCGCCGACCCUCCCUCGACGCAACACCUCUUCACGUCUCUUAGCGACGUCAUCGCUAAGAGCAUCAGCCAGAAGUUCCAACAACCCCUAGAUAGGCCACACCACCAGCCCAGUGAACUCAUGUACGCGCGCGGCCCCGACCGGCACGUGUCCGUCAUCAAAACUCCACCCGACAACCAACGCUACCCCGCGCCCGGCAACUCUAAAGCCACUCCGAACAACAACGGGCAGCCCGCCACCGGCGGCAAGGGCACGCGGCCCAAGCGCGGCAAGUACCGCAACUACGACCGCGACAGCCUCGUGGAGGCCGUGAAGGCGGUGCAGCGCGGCGAGAUGUCGGUGCACCGCGCCGGCUCCUACUACGGCGUGCCGCACUCCACGCUCGAGUACAAGGUCAAGGAGCGCCACCUCAUGCGUCCGCGCAAGCGCGAGCCCAAGCCGCCGCAGGACGCCAAGCCGCAGCCGCCCAAGCCGCCACCUCCCAAACCGCCGACGAAACCGUUCUCCAACGGACUCAAUGGGCCGGAGGGUCCGGGCUAUCCUCCCGGCUACCCAUUCUGGCCGGGCAGCGGGUUCCCCCCGCCGCCCGCUCCCGACUUGUACGCGUCGCACAUGAUGCGACGACUGCGCGAAGAGGCGCCUCCGCCCGCCAACGGGUCGUUCCUGGAGGGCAUCAUCCGGUCGAGCCUGGAGCGGCCGGCGCUGCUGCAGCGGCUGGCGGCGCCGCCGGGCGAGGCGCUGCGGCGCGCGGCGGACGGCGACGAGCCGCCGGCGCGCCGGCCGCGGCUGGACAGCUCGGACCAGGCGCUGGCGGCGGAGAUGCGCGAGGCGGUGCAGCGGCUGCGCGCCGACAAGCUGCGGCCGCGCAACGGCACGCCCACGCCGCCGCCCGCGCCGCCCGCCGAGCCGCCGCCGCCGCCCGCCGCGCCGCCCGACCGCGCCUAGUGCCCGAGACGCCCCGAUCUCCUCAGUCUUUGUGAUAAUAUUAUGUAAAGUACAUUCCGCCGGGCGGCCCGACGCUCGCCGCUCACGCUAGUGCAAUACGGCCCGCUGAGGUUCGUCGUCCGAGACUCGCGUAUCCGUGUAUACUGUUGUAGUGACAAUAACUUAGUCGCAGGCUUCUCGCGCGGGCGCCGUCGCCGACGCUCGACGCUCUUCACCGGUAUGUAGUGUCUCUUCUUUAUGUUUCCGCUUCCUCGGUCAGUCCGGACAGUCCUCACACACACGUCUCCACAUCGACACAUUAUCACCAAAUAUCACAAUAGUUACCUAAAAGUCACAACCAGUUCAAUAUAUCACAGCUUUACUAAUGCAAUAUCACAAUAUUAUAUAGUGUUAGUGUCCCAUGACAGAGAUUCGGAUGCCGUCGGUUGUGACUUGCAGUCGCGUUGCAUGCGCCUCGAGCUGAUCACUAGCCGGGCUGUAGGAGAACUGUUCGGCCACGUGGCGAGCAGUCACAGCUGUUGUCUGUGGGCGAUACCACUGCAGGGUAGAACGACACUGCACGUUGCAAGCGGCGCUAGGGUUGUCCAAAAUUCACGCAAAUCCAGAGAGCCUCAAAUUUUGACCUUGUUUUUAAGUAAAAGACAACCAAAAGUUAACGUUAUAAAAUUAACUAUUUAAAAUAUUUUUUAAGUAAUAAAAAAACAAUGUAACAAAUUAAUUAUAAAGCUAGCUAUGAGUGUAAAUGUUAUCGAUUUUUAAGUGAACUAUUGCAGAUUUUGUGCGGUGUUUUUAUAAUUAGAUAGGUAAUAUAUUGAAUGAAAUUAUUAGCGCUAUUGGCGGGUAGUGCGGUUGUGGUAUGUUGUCGUCGCCGCGGCCCGGCCGGCGCCCGCGCAUCGUCCGCCGGCCCAGCCGAGCCACACGGCUCUACGUUCGGACUUAUGUGCAAUUAUUAUUUUGUAUAAAAUAGUAAUUUUAACUGUGUCUAAGCUAACACGUGGAUUUCCAUAUUACUGAAUGUGAUAUUUAGGUAUUACGAGUGCGGUUUGAUCACGUUGACCUGCGGGCCCCAUCAUAUACACGUACGUACAUUAAAUACAUCUAGUGAACUUAUAUAUUUUAUGUACUAUUAUUGUAUCUUAAGAAGAUAAUAUUCUUAUUUUUCAUGGUCCAAGUUUUAAAUGUUUUAUCGACUAUACAAAAAUGUGGAUAAUCAUUAUUAUAUUCUUGUCGACUUUAAAAUUAUAAUUAGCCCAAAAAUCCUCAAAAAAAAAAUUGAUAUCUUCAAAUUUGUGAAAUUUUUUGGUGUUCAAUCAAAAAUAUAUUAUGGAAGUACGAGAUGAAAAUGUAUACGCUCUCCCAGAAUUAAAUUUAGGUAAAAACUAUUUGGAUAUAAAAUUAUCAUACGAUACUUAUUGUAAGUUAUGUGUACAUGUGCGCCUCAUGGAAAUUAAGAAGUCUUUGUAUUAUGUAUGUAAUUAAAAUAUACAUAAUUAUAUUAUAUACAAGUUAAAAUUUAAUGUCGUACAUUUUUCUUCGGAGACCACAAGUGAUGUGCAAAAUGAAAGAAGUACAUGGGAUUGUCCUCGACAUUUCGACAUAACAAUUAUAUUAUAUCCUUCUCGGACCGAAACAAAACAAUUUAUUAUAUACAAGUGAUAUUCGAAGUCAUUAUCCAAAACAAAUACAUAUCCCCAAUGGCGAGAUGUCGAGCUCUCUCAAAAGGAAAAAAAAAAACAAAAAUUUUUAUAUUCAAAAUUUUAAACUAGUCGAUAGCAUGUCUUCACUUUUGUUUCUCUGUGCAUAAUUUUCGACGUCUUUUUAGCAUUUAAUCUUAAAAAAGUUAAUCUAUAAACGUUAUGUGCAUUUAUCUGAGUGAUGGAUACUUUUGUAUAUUGAAACAAAUAUAACAUUAUUUACCGUCGUGUUGACAUCCCUACCAGACCGCAUUUCCAAAUUUGAAAUGUUGAAAAUCGAACAACUUUUUUUUCUCAAAAAUACGUACACGAAUCUGUGUGUUAUGCCUGACAUUUGUUGAUAGCUUAAACAAAAAGGUUAUUUUGUGUAAGAUUGUACAGACAUAGGAUGGGACAAUUUGCAAAGAGAAUUUAGAUAAUAAUCAACAUUCCGUUUAGAAUGUUAUUAGAUUUUUUUAAUUAAUAAUAUAACUAUUUUUUUGCAUCGGGAACAAAUAAUUAUGUUGUUUAAUCUUAUUUUGUAACGUUAGUUAAUUUUUAAGUGGCUUUAUUUUAUGAGAAUAACCUUUAUUAUAUGAUUAAUGUCAUAUUAUAUUGAGAUGUUAUACAUUCAUUGUUUUUGUGCAAAGUGUUUGGGGUUCUAUUCCCGGUUAAAGAGAGUUGCGACUGAUAUGUAGUAGAAAAUAGCCGCGUGCUCGAGGCAUCGGCUCGGUCGGUACAAAUGGUAUAAUACACCGCCUUACACUUAAAAAUGUUAUUAA